CUGCGCGUGCGCCGCACUCGCUCCCAGCGCGCCCCGACCGCCGCGCGUGUCGCUCGCUGCCGCGCUACUCCACACGUGCCAAACAAUCCUCUACCACCCAACGACCCAACUUCCCCGAUAAUGGAACGAUAACUAAUCAUUUGUGUACGAAUGCGGAACACCCUUACGCGAGUGCAGUGUGAUCUGUGAUGGCCGAAAACCACGCACUCAUAGCCGAAUCCGCCGCAAUGUAUCCGCAAACAGAACUGAAGGAAUCUAAGGACUUGUCGCAGAAUUUAGUGAGUGGUGACUUCGAGAUGCAGUACAGGAACCGAGUGUUGGAGCAGAGCGGCCGGCGGCGGCAGGCCUGCUUCAUCACGUCGGCGGCGACGGUAGCGGUGCUCUUCGUGUGGCUGCUGGUGCUCACGGUGCUCCGCGAGGUGCAGAUAGCUCGCCUCCGCCAAGAGGUGGAGCAGUUAUCCGCCCACAUCGUCGCAGUGGAGGCAUCCCUCAACGGCCUGGACCAGAAAGUGUCCAACAACAGACUCUUCAACGACUUCAAAACGCUGGAGGAUGCGAUAUACGCCGAUGACGACCAAGAACCAGUGAAGAGUGCCGAAGACGCGUCGGAGUACGCCUCCCUGGACAAGCUGCACAAGCUCACCAUCCUGGAGGACGAGAAUAUGCCCGACGACGACAUGUCCGACGACGAGGACCUUUACGACGAGAGUGGGGACUACUACCAGGAUUACGACAGGAGGAACAACAAAAAGAUUGGCACAACAAACAUGGUGAUGCUACAUCCUGAGGACUUCACGGACUCCGUGAUGAAGUUCGACCAGGGCGACAAGGUCGCCUUGUCCAAGAUCAGGGAGCUCCAGAAGGUGCUCAAUGAAAACCCGGAGAACCCAGACAUAGGGCCAGUCCUAGCCGCCACUUCAGCGGCAGCAGCGUCCCCUAGCGGUGAUCGCGACAAGCGCAGCGUGUUCCCUGACACCGCCGUUGACAUGGUGGAUGAGUUCGCAGCGCCCAGGAUUCCUGCCAAAAUUGAGGACAGACGUAAGAGUAAGAAGUUCGCGUCGAAUGUAGAGACCUCGCCCUCCAAAGUGCCUCUACACGCCAUCACGAGGACCGCCAGGAAUAGUGAGGAUGGUCGCCCGAAGCCGCUCAUCGCAGCCCACUUCCACGGAAACACGUCACACCUCAGCCCGGAAAUCCAUGAGCAUUACAAAGGCAAUGGCUUAGUCCGCGUGGCGCACGAUCAGCCCCACAACGUGUGGUACCCGUCCAGCUGGACCCAGACCGCGCCGCACCCGCGUCCCACGCUCACCAGGAGCGGCCACGUGCACGUGCACCAUACUGGCGUGUACCUGGUCUAUGUGCAGAUCUACUACCUGGACAGCCACGACAUUAUCUCCUGGGUGCUGCACCGCACCAACGCAGAGACUGAAGGUCGUGAGACGCUCCUCCAGUGCGCCCAAUCCUCCCACUCAGUCGAGAGGCUGGACAAGCCCAACUCCUGCUUCUCAGCCGCCGCCCUCUUCCUCCGAGCUGGAGACAGGCUCGCUGUGAGGAACACAGGAGGCGACAGGCACUCUCUCAUGGAGCCCGAGAAGAGCUUCAUAGGUCUCGUCAAACUAGGAGACGCCGUUGACCCAUUCGAGGAAUUUUAGUCGUAAAAUUUAAUUGUAUAGUCCGGACGCCGAGCACGUAGAAUUUCGUCCAAAGACCCCAAGCUACCCAUCCCUAUCGUUCGCGCGUAAUUAUAUUGCUGU
Ostrinia furnacalis (Asian corn borer) is the source of this 1754-nucleotide messenger RNA. It is a transcript of the gene egr, whose product is annotated as TNF superfamily member 12 eiger. NCBI's taxonomy places the organism in Eukaryota, Metazoa, Arthropoda, Insecta, Lepidoptera, Crambidae. The transcript is spliced from 8 exons. The coding region runs from base 189 to 1652 and encodes 487 amino acids. Gene Ontology annotation, molecular function: receptor ligand activity; tumor necrosis factor receptor binding. The record is from RefSeq and is a predicted model, not a curated record. Gene Ontology annotation, cellular component: membrane. Gene Ontology annotation, biological process: immune response.